Molecule: messenger RNA, 1891 nt
Organism: Choloepus didactylus (southern two-toed sloth)
Lineage: Eukaryota; Metazoa; Chordata; Mammalia; Pilosa; Megalonychidae
Gene: CCDC61
Product: coiled-coil domain containing 61
Exons: 14
Coding region: 128-1666 (512 amino acids)
Cellular component (GO): centrosome
Source: RefSeq, a predicted model, not a curated record
UGGGGGCGGGGGUCAGGAGGCCCGGGCAGAGACAGGAGCUGGGAGACUCUUGGCACCGCCACGAAACCAGCGGCCAAGAUGAGCCACUGGUCACAGAGCGAGGACAGAAGAUGCAGCGACCUUGGCCAUGGAGCAGCCGGCCGGCCUGCAGGUGGACUACGUCUUCCGGGGCGUGGAGCACGCUGUCCGGGUGGUAGUUUCUGGGCAGGUGCUGGAGCUGGAGGUGGAGGACCGGAUGACGGCCGACCAGUGGCGGGGCGAGUUUGAUGCCAACUUCAUUGAAGAUUUGACUCACAAGACAGGAAACUUCAAACAGUUCAGCAUCUUCUGUAACAUGCUGGAGUCGGCCCUCACCCAGAGCAGUGAGUCAGUCACCCUGGACCUGCUCACCUACACGGACCUGGAGUCCCUGCGGAGCCGCAAGAUGGGGGGCCGUCCGGGCCCCUUGGCCCCACGAUCGGCCCAGCUCAACUCCAAGCGCUACCUGAUCCUCAUCUACUCCGUGGAGUUUGACAGGAUUCACUACCCGCUGCCCCUCCCGUACCAGGGCAAACCGGACCCCGUGGUCCUGCAGGGCAUCAUCCGCUCACUGAAGGAGGAGCUGGGCCGCCUUCGAGGGCUCGAUGGCCAGGACGCUCGGGACCCCAGCAGUGAGAUCUGGCACCUGCGGGAGCAGGUGUCGCGCCUGACGUCCGAGAAGCGCGAGCUGGAGGUGCAGCUGGGCCGGUCGCGCGAGGAGGCGCUGGCCGGGCGGGCGGCGCGCCAGGAGGCCGAGGCGCUGCGCGGGCUCGUGCGCGGCCUGGAGCUGGAGCUGCGGCAGGAGCGCGGCCUCGGGCACCGCACGGCGACCCGCCGCAGCCAGGACUGCCGCCGCCUGGCCAAGGAGCUGGAGGAGGUGAAGGCUUCCGAGCGGAGUCUGCGCAUGCGGCUGAAGACGCUGAACAGCGAGCUGGCCCUGUACCGGCGGGGGAGGCGGACUCCGCCUGUGGUCCCGCCCCCAGCCCGGGAGGACCAGGCCUUGUCGUCCCGGGAACGCUCUACGUCGCGGGGCCGCGGCGCCACCCGCUCCUCGUCCCGGGAGAGCGGCCGGGGGGGCCGGGGUCGGGGCCGCCCCGCCCGCCCCUCGCCCUCGCCCACAGGUGGUCGCGCGCCCCGUUUCGACCCCACUGCCUUCGUGAAAGCCAAGGAGAAGAAGCAAAAGGAGAUCAAGAUGAAGCAGCAGCAGCAGCGGAACCGAUUGGGCAGCGGAGGCAGCGGGGAUGGCCCUUCGAUCUCCUGGUCGCGCCAGACCCGGCCUCCCGCCGCCGUGACCGGCAGAGGGGACGCCGCUAACCGCUCCCGAAACCGCAGCUCCUCGGUGGACAGUUUCCGCAGCCGCUGCUCGUCCGCCAGCUCCUGCAGCGAGUACGAAGAUUUCUCAGAGUCACUCUCCAGAGGCGUUCGUCGCCGUCGGAAGCCGUCCAGCCCCACCGCCUGGAGUGGGUCCAAGACACAGAAGUCCACUCCCCUGGAACGCGGCCACCACCAGAGACACCUGGCCAAUUCGGGGGGCUGGGUCCCCAUGAAAGAGUACAGCUCUGACCACCAGGCGGCUGACAUGGCCGAAAUAGAUGCGCGCCUGAAGGCCUUGCAGGAAUACAUGAACCGACUGGACAUGAGGUCGUGACCUUGAAGGUGGGAGGGGUUCUGCCCCUCCAUCCCCCUCCCGCCCCACUCAUGUGGGGCAUGGGGCUGGGGCUGGGGCCAGGGUGGCCUCCAGGCCCCCGCCUGCCCCACCCAACCUGGAUGGUGCUCCUGGGGUGUCGGGUGUGUGAGGCCUUGACCCCCAGGCAAUGCAUGCUGGGAAGGAGGGUGUGUGCAUUUUGUAAAUAAACAUAUUUUAUCCUUGGUA